Ornithodoros turicata is the source of this 1551-nucleotide messenger RNA. RefSeq names its product protein cornichon-like (gene cni). The transcript has 5 exons. Gene Ontology annotation, cellular component: COPII-coated ER to Golgi transport vesicle; endoplasmic reticulum membrane. Lineage: Eukaryota; Metazoa; Arthropoda; Arachnida; Ixodida; Argasidae. Bases 41 to 478 code for a protein of 145 amino acids. Gene Ontology annotation, biological process: endoplasmic reticulum to Golgi vesicle-mediated transport. The record is from RefSeq and is a predicted model, not a curated record.
GACGAGGGCGUCGUCGUCGCGGUAUUCGAAACCGGUCAAAAUGGCGUUCAACUUUGUAGCUUUUUGCUACAUAGUAGCGUUAAUUCUCACAGCUUUUCUGAUAUUUAUGGCGGUUUUUCACGUGAUUGCAUUCGACGAGCUGAAAACGAACUACAAACAUCCUAUAGAGCAAUGCAACAGUCUUAACCCUCUUGUGUUGCCGGAGUAUUUUAUCCACAUACUUUACAACGUUCUCUUCCUAUUUGCGGGAGAAUUCUUCACACUGUUGCUCAAUGUGCCUCUGAUGGCUUACCACAUUAACAGGUAUCGCACAAGGCCUGUGAUGAGCGGACCUGGGCUCUACGAUCCCACUAGCAUUAUGAAUGCCUCGCAGCUAAGCAGGGCCAUGAAGGAAGGUUGGGUCAAGCUGGCAUUUUACCUGCUGUCCUUCUUCUACUAUCUCUAUGGGAUGAUCAACUCCCUCAUCACCGUUGAGUAGACCUUCAUUGAUGACACUGACAACACAAGAACUGCCCAAAGAAUUUAAACAGACUGCAGUGUCAGAAAGUGGACAUUUUCUUAAAAAAAAAAAAAAGCCCUUCGAGUGUCAUCACGAGUGUGUCAUCAUGGCAGACUUUUGCUGCGGAUACUCCUUCCAGCUGCUGUGCAACGAGUUCACGUCGCUUGCAGAGUAGUCAGCUAUGCAGAUAGUUGUAGUGAUGUGGUCGUCAGGUUCUGCACACACAAACUUCAUACUGUUUUAUAACAUUCUCAUCAUGUGUCAUGCAAGCCCCUUGAGCAUAAAACAGAGUUCAAGAGGAAUGAAGUUGGGAUAGCUAUGUCAUACCUAGGUUGUGCUAUAAACAUGUGGUUGUUACGGGGACCCUAUGAACGGUGAAGUCCGUAGCAAUCAGCUGUGAAGUGAUUAUGACAGUGGGCUAAGUGUUGCAGACGCUCAUGCAUUUGGUAAUUAUCGAGAUAUGCAUAACACAGCUUGCUUUUGUUUUGAGCAACCUUUUAAAUUAGUGUGUCCAGAACUAGAUCAAAUCUGAGUAUCAACAAAAUUAUUCAAUCUACUUCUGAACAUCAAAUAUAUUGACACUGUCAACUGUCCUAAGUACCCUGCGCCAGCAUUUGCAACAGCUGGGAGAGCUCGAUGCAGUAGAAACCAUCUGAACGUUGUUUGGACAGCCUGUAUAGCCUUCCUGGUUUCCUUAUUAUGCAGUAAAUGGUCAUCUGUCGUGUGUGCUGAAUUUAUGAGAACUGCUACAUCAUUCCCUGUUGAUGCUCUGCAGUGUCCGACAUGACUUGCAUAUUAGCUGUUGUAUUUUUUUUAGGACCUUUUUAUAGUUCCAUAAAAAUAUAACAAAAAGUAGUCCACUGUGGAAUGUGGAAAGUGAUAUAGUGAUAGUAUAGUCUGUGCUUCAUCUUUGACUUACCCAUUGUCUUAUUAAACUGUGUGUGUAUGUGUGUCUCAAUGAUGUGACUGAAUGUAUGGGGUGUGACUGAAUUGAUUGUACCUGAUAGUUAAUAGUUGUGUGGAUUCGGAAAUAAAUUAUUUCUUCAAGCUCA